CUUACACUUGGAGGAAACUUCACUGUGGCUAUUGGGCCUCUUGAUGAGUUCAGUACCAGCUAGACCACGGCCUCCCACAGAGAGCUGCCUCCUUCUACACACCCAAGGCAAAGGCUUCUGCAAAUGUGAAACCAGCUCUGUAUCCAACAACUGGGAUAUGGAAAGCUCAGAUCAAGCAUCAGGUGGCGCUUUAGUGGUCACAGCCCUUCAUCCGUUCACCAGCCAGCAGCCUGGAGAUCUGAGCUUUAUUCCAGGAGAUCGCAUCACUGUUUUCACCAAAACCGGCAGUACGACUGGUGGGAAGGAGAGCUAAGAGGCCAGGUUGGGAUCUUCCCAGCUAAUUUUGUGUCCUAUAGUUAAAGGUACUAAAAAAAACAAGAAAACUCUUGAAUUGAUGACAAAUGAUGUCUGGCAUUGAAGGGUGCUUUUCUUUUGCACAGUUUGAAAUGACAUUUCAUGAUGAAGGAGUAUAUUUUUAGUAGCACUUGGGGUCAGUGAUCCACUUAGGGGGGGUGUGUUUUUCAAUGUUCCUGGCAUUGGUGAAAUAUUUUCUUUAUUUCAUUUUGGCUGUUCAGUUACUGGAAUGUGGGUGGACUACUACAGGGUUCUCGUUUUAUAUUUUUAGUUAUGCUAUAGUUUAGAAACACACUGGAAUACAAUUAUGCUUUAUAUGCAUACACAGAAAUCAAAAAAUCAACUUUGUGGUAUUUUAAGUGAAGUUGCUCCAGGUAUUUGAAAUUUGAUAGCACAAUGGUUUGCCAUCGACAAAAACACAGUGGCACACAGCUGCUUGUUUUUUCUCUGAUAAGAGCACUGCACAGCUGUUGCAAACAAAUGUUAUUACAAAUGAUAAGCUUCAUAGUUUAUAACAAGCCUUAUUUAUUGUUUUAUGAACUCUACAUUUUUUUUAACUUCAUGUCUGCUUUAUUACUUUGAAAAAAAAAAAGAAAAAGGUGUUUUUUUUAGGAAGUGAAUGAAUAAUUGAUUUUGUUGCUUUAAUUUAUUGCUGUUUGCACAAAGGUUAAUCAAACAUGAUUGUUUUCCUACUGGUUUUAAAUGCCAAUAAAUGUAUAUCAGUUAUAAUAAAGAUUAUUAUCU
Messenger RNA from Cyprinus carpio (common carp), 1098 nucleotides. It is a transcript of the gene sh3yl1, whose product is annotated as SH3 and SYLF domain containing 1. The record is from RefSeq and is a predicted model, not a curated record. Lineage: Eukaryota; Metazoa; Chordata; Actinopteri; Cypriniformes; Cyprinidae. Gene Ontology annotation, molecular function: protein binding.